Messenger RNA from Sphaerulina musiva SO2202, 1128 nucleotides. Its product is annotated as glycoside hydrolase family 5 protein. Bases 58 to 1101 code for a protein of 347 amino acids. NCBI's taxonomy places the organism in Eukaryota, Fungi, Ascomycota, Dothideomycetes, Mycosphaerellales, Mycosphaerellaceae. The record is from RefSeq and is a predicted model, not a curated record. Gene Ontology annotation, molecular function: hydrolase activity, hydrolyzing O-glycosyl compounds. Gene Ontology annotation, biological process: glucan catabolic process. The transcript is spliced from 3 exons.
CUUUUGUGAUCUUCUUCUUGUCACUCUCUUCUUUCCACUACCCUUACUCCUUUCAUCAUGCGCUCUUACAUUCUGUCGUUGGCAGCAGCAGCUGGUUCUGCCGUCGCCGGCACUGUCAGCUAUGCUGGCGUAAACAUCGCAGGCCUCGAUUUCGGUUGCGAUACAUCCGGUAACUGCGUUACCUCAGGCGUCGUCGAUCCAGCCGAAGCAGGUAUCAGCCAAAUGAACCACUUUGUGAAGGAUUCGGGCUUGAACGUCUUUCGCAUCCCCGUGGGCUGGCAGUUCCUGGUGAACAACCAGCUCGGCGGCAAACUGGACGCUACGAACUUUGCAACCUACGAUAAGCAAGUCCAAGGCUGCAUCAAUGCUGGUGCCGCCAUGUGCAUCAUCGAUAUUCACAACUAUGCACGCUGGAAUGGAGGCAUUGUUGGUCAAGGAGGACCGACCAAUGACCAAUUCGCCAAUCUCUGGUCUCAAAUCGCAACGCACUAUGUCAACCAGCCCAAAGUGGCAUUUGGCAUCAUGAAUGAACCCCACGACGUCGACAUCACCAAAUGGGCCACGACCGUCCAAUCCGCCGUCGACGCCAUCCGCAAAACCGGCUGUUCCCAACGCACCCACAAAAUCCUCCUUCCAGGAAACGACUGGACACACGCCACCAGCUUCGUCUCGGACGGCUCCGCAGCCGCUUUACAACGCGUCCACAACCUCGACGGCACAAUCGCCAAUCUCAUCUUCGACGUCCACGCCUAUCUCGAUUCCGACGGCAGCGGCACUUCCACAUCAUGCAGCACCAACAACGCCGCAGCAUUCUCUUCUCUCGGAGACUGGUUGCGCUCGAAUAAGCGACAAGCUAUGUUGACGGAGACGGGCGGUGGGGCGAAUGAUGAUGGGUGUGUGAAAUUGUUGGGCGAGCAGUUGGAUACGAUGAAUAAGUAUAGUGAUGUGUAUCUGGGAUGGGUGGGUUGGGCCGCGGGGAAAUUUGAUGGCAGUUAUGCUUUGACGGAGACGCCUGUGCAGAAUGGGAAAGGGGGUUGGACGGAUGUGAAAUUGGUCAAGGAGGUGAUUGCGGGCAAGUUUAAGAAGGCGGCGAAGUCGUAGAGAUGAGAUGAAGGGGAUGGAUCUUGG